UUAAAAAUGCGCAAUCGAAAAUCAUUCAAAAUUAAUACAAUAAGUCAACAAUGUUUAAGAUCAUACUAUAUAAGUUCACAAAGUCGCCAUUCAUCAAGAAUGAAUAACUUAAGAUACUCUUAUUAUUCAUUAAAUUCUUUACUAAGAAAAAAUACCCUUGUCUUUCACCAGAAAGGAAAGGUUCAAGAUACUCUUGUUACUCAUCAAGUCAUUCAUCAAG
This is a messenger RNA of Funneliformis geosporum, 220 nucleotides long. The record is from the annotation of a GenBank genome assembly. NCBI's taxonomy places the organism in Eukaryota, Fungi, Glomeromycota, Glomeromycetes, Glomerales, Glomeraceae.